AUGGAGCGUGUUGGGCUGGAGGUGUUCAGGCUGCUGCUGGGCUGCUGGCUGCUGGCCGGUCCGGUACCGGCCCAGGUGCGGCACCCUCUGCCCGUGCUGUGGAUGAUGCCCGUGAGCUCGGGGGGGCAGAACCUGACCGCCGCCGUGGCCCCGGCUGUCCGACUGGCUCUGCAGGACCUGAAGAGACAAGAAGCUCCGCUGGGGAACUACGAGCUGCAGCUGCAGCUGCUCGACUCUCAGUGUGAUGCUGCUGAGUCACUCAAAGUUCUGUUUGACGCCAUGUGGGCGGGACCGAAGUACCUGCUGCUGCUGGGGGGCGUCUGUCCGUCAGUGACGGCGCUCAUCGCGCGCGCUCUGCCCUCGCUGCACCUGCUGCAGGUGUCCUUUGCGGCCUCGUCCCCCGGCCUGUCCAACAGGAAGUGGUUCGGGAACCUGUUCAGCACGGUGCCGUCGGACCGGGCUGUGAACCAGGCGGCCGUGAAGCUGCUGCAGCGCUACAGGUGGAGAAGGGUCGGUGUCCUCACACAGGACGGAGCUCGACUCUCUGAGAUGAACAAGGAUCUGAUGCGACAGCUCCUGAAGGCCGAUGUUCUCGUUGUUUCCACACAAAGUCUGUCUGAAGACGUCUGCAGCAGCCUGAGGAGGCUGAAGGAGAGAGACGUUCGGAUCAUCAUCGGACUGUUUGGAGACGAUUCUGCCGCCGACGUCUUCUGCUGUGCCCACAAGCUCCACAUGUUCGGGGCUCACUACCAGUGGCUGCUUGUAGCCGGAGGAGCGUCCGGGUGGAGGUCAGGGGGGCGGGCGUCCGGCUGCCCGGCCGAUGGUCUGCUGACGGCUGCGGACGGAUCCAUCCGGCUGCAGAGGAGAGAGCUCAGCGGCACGGACGCAGCCGGAGUCUCCGGACGGACUCCUCAGGACUACCUGCACUCCUACCUCACACAGCUGAGCCAGGAAGGGUCAAAGGUCAGCCCCCUCCACGCCUUCGCCUACGAUGCCGUGUGGGUCGCAGCCCGAGCUCUGAGUCAGGCGAUGGAGGCCGUGAAGCACCGGGAGAAGUACGGCAGCCCGAGGAACGUGAGCACCGGCGAGGAGGCUCAGAGGACGCUGCUGAAUGCCGUGAAGCAGACGCAGUUUGAAGGAGUCACAGGUCCAGUUUUCUUUCGAAACGGGGAGAGGAUGACGUCCAUCGAGCUGGUGCAGGUUCAAGGCAGCGGUGACGUGUUGGUGGGAGACUUCAGUACCUCCACCCAGCAGCUGCGACUGAUGAACCACCUGCUGAAGUUUAAAGGUGCAGCAGCAGCCAGAGACCAGACGCUGGUGCUGGAGCAGCGUCUCCACGUCGGCCUGCUGCAGUUCAGCAUUGUGUGCUCAGCUGCAGCCGUGACUAUCGUCAUCACACUGAGCAUCCUCCUAUUCAGCCUCAUCCACCGCAAACACUGUGAACCCCAGGAUGAGCUGCUGCUGCUGGGUCUGCUGCUCUCCUCCUCCUCGGUCCUGAUCUCCGGGCUGGACGGAGCCUCGCUGUCCCUCCGCACCUUUGAGACCCUCUGCUCCGUGCGUCUGUGGACUCUGUCUGUGGGACAGACUGUGGGCUUCGCUGUGCUCUUCACCAGGUCGUGGGGGGUUUAUUCUCGGUGCAGCAUCGAGCAGACGCAGCAGCAUCGUUUGCAGAGGGCCGGCUGCGUGCUGCUCUGGAUGCUCCUGCUGGAUGUGUUUGUUUUAACCACCUGGCAGAUCCUGGACCCUCUCAGACGGGCGGUGCUGCAGCACGGAGAACAGAGGGACUCCGCUGAUCAGCUGGUCGUGCGGUUGUACUCUGAGCAGUGCAGCAGCAGUUACAUGGAGCUGUGGCUCACUGCAGUCUGUGGAUACAAAGCUCCUCUACUGGGUCUGGGGUGUUUUGUGUCCUGGAGCAUCAGGUCUGUGCAGCUGGAUCCUCCUGCAGUCAGCAAUAAGCUCCUGACGCUCAGCGUGUUCUCUGUGACGCUGUUCAGUGUUGCAGGAGCUGCAGGAUCCCUGCUGACCUCCCACAAUCCUCCUCUUCACUUCUGUCUGACCAGUGCCCUCAUCCUCUGCUGUAACAUCUUCACCCUGAGCUGCAUGUUCGGACCAAAGUUCUUGUACAUGUGUCUGAAUGGCAGCAAGCUGCAGCAGGAGUUGGAGAUGCAGCAGGAGUCGGAGCUGCCGCAGGAGUCGGAGCUGCAGCAGGAGUCGGAGCUGCAGCAGGAGUCGGAGCUGCAGCAGGAGUUUGAAGCUGCAGAGGGAGAAGACGAGGAGAAGAAGACGCUGAGCAGGUUAAACCAGCAGCUGAAGAGUCAAACUGCUCAGCUCGAUGUAGAAAUAGAAUCCAUCACGAUGCAACUCUCUGAAAUGUCUGAGUCACCUGAUCCUGAGCCGAAGCAUCACAUGUCCAGAGGACCAAGAAGCGGUAAAGUCCGGGCUGUGAGGUGGACUCACGCAGCUCAGGUCUGUUCUGAGGACAGAAACUCAGAGAGGAAACCUUCAAGUCUAGACAGCAUCAACUCUCCUGAGCACGUGCAGCGCCGUCUGUCCGUGCAGCUGCCGAUCCUCCAUCAUUCCUACCUGUCCGCCGUCGGAGGCGUCAGCGCCAGCAGCUCCAGUGUGUUCGGCAGCCGGGACAACUUCCUGUCCACCUGACGCCGCUCUACUCGACCAAUCAGACGGCAGCUGUGACUGACUGACCCGUAUUUAUUUUUGUAUUUAUUUUUAGAUAUGGGAUUAUAUUUGGGACUGUAAACGAACAGAAACAAGCCAGUGUUGUUUUGUUGUUUUAA
Cottoperca gobio is the source of this 2795-nucleotide messenger RNA. Its product is annotated as gamma-aminobutyric acid type B receptor subunit 2-like. Gene Ontology annotation, cellular component: membrane; G protein-coupled receptor heterodimeric complex. The transcript has 19 exons. Gene Ontology annotation, molecular function: G protein-coupled GABA receptor activity. Bases 1 to 2658 code for a protein of 885 amino acids. NCBI's taxonomy places the organism in Eukaryota, Metazoa, Chordata, Actinopteri, Perciformes, Bovichtidae. The record is from RefSeq and is a predicted model, not a curated record. Gene Ontology annotation, biological process: gamma-aminobutyric acid signaling pathway; G protein-coupled receptor signaling pathway.